CUACUGUAUAAACUGCGUCUUCAUCGGCCCUCCGGUGACGAGUCUGUCGUUUAUGUUCAAGCUAAUACGAGUGGCGAGGAAAGCGGCGCCUUCACUCACGGCACAAUGCAGAUGUGAAGUCUAACAUCGUCGAUCUUGACACCAUCUUCAACCCUUGGUACCCGCCUGGCAAACCAGUACUGUGUGCUGCCUUGUUUAUCUGUUUUGCCGUCAACAUACAUGUUCUUACAUGAAGAGAGGGGAGAAAUCCGAAGGAUACAGGCAGAUGAGACCCAAAACAUUCCCCGCCAGCAACUACAGUGGCAACAGCCAACACAUGCUCCAGGAAAUCCGCGAGAGCCUUCGGAACUUGUCCAGGCCUUCUGACCCACCCAAACUGGAUAUGGGGGGUGCUGGAAAAUUGCUGUCCGAAGACCCUCGGCAACAGGGGCGCAGUAGCAACCCCAAACACCCCUACCACAAGGCUUUGCAGGAGAUUCGUAAGUCGCUGCUGCCAUUUGCCAAUGAGCCCAGUGCUCCAAGUCGGACAACUGAGGUUAAUAAACAGAUGAUGCUGGAGCUCAUUUCCGCGGGGUUUGAAGAGGAAAUGGUGAUUCGAGCUCUGAAGCAGACCAACAGUCGCAGUAUGGAAGCAGCUAUAGAGUACAUUAGUAAGAUGAGCUAUCAGGACCCGCUAAGAGAACAGAUGGCUGCUGCUGCUGCCCGCCCCAUCAACGCAAGCAUAAAAGCCCCAGGUGCUGCUCAUAUCACGCAGCCUGUGCAGAGGAGACAAAGCUGGAAGGGUUCUAAGGAGUCUCUGACACAGAGACAUGGUCCCCUCAUGGUGGAGGGAAUAAUGUACCGCUCCGACAGUCCUGGACCCCAGGGAGAUCUGGCGGCACGUGCGCCACCUACCUUCCCCCAGGGUCACCCUGGUAACAGCCAGAGAGUAAAUGCUCCUCUGCCACCUCAGGUGCGUAGUGUUACACCUCCGCCAAACCGUGGUGCUACCCCCCCUCCACCCACCUGGGAAGGCAACCCAUCAACCAAGCGCUUCUCUGGCAACAUGGAUUACCUAGUACCUCGUAUUUCUCCGGUACCUCAAGGAGCAUGGCCUGAUAGUUACCAAGCCCCAGCAUCCCAAAACCCGCGUGGGAUCAGCCCGGUGCCAAUGGGCCGCCAGCCUAUCAUAAUGCAGAGUUCUGGGGGGAAUAAGUUCACUUUUCCCUCUGGCUGGUCUCAGAAUGGCUCCUCACAGCAAGACUACAUGGCUGGGAGUAGCAGACAGCCCCCUCCCCCAUACCCAGUUAACCAGAGUAGCAGACAUAGCCCCACUGACCAGCAGGCUGGAGGGCCUGCAUCGUCUCCCUCCUACCUUAAUGGUAGCAACCUUCCUCAGUCUCUGAUGGUACCCAACAGAAACAGCCACAACCUAGACAUGUACAACUUGGGUUCUCCUCAGUCCUGGCCCCAGGGCCAACUGGCCCCUGUCCAGCCCCAGUCUUCACCAGCUAACAACAAUAACCAAGACCUGUCAACCUCAUGGCAGCACAACAUGCCUGUGCGCUCAAAUUCUUUCAACAGCCACCAGCUGUGCAACAGACCAUCCCACCCGGCUAGUUCCCAGCCCUCUGCUACGACAGUCACUGCCAUCACACAGGCCCCUAUCCUACAACCUGUCAAAAGCAUGCGUGUCCAGAAGCCUGAGUUGCACACCGCUGUUGCUCCCACACACCCUCCAUGGAUCCAGCAGCCCCCACCUUCUCCAGCUGUAAAUAAUUACCCAGAGCCUCCAACGCCUCUGCCUCAGGUUCCUGUAGCAGAGGCACCCAGCUACCAGGGCCCUCCUCCCCCUUACCCUAAGCACUUACUCCAGCAGGCUGCUGCAACAAAUCCCACAGCCUACGAUCCAGGAGCCAGUAAGCCUAGCUCUGGGAGAGAGGAGGAGGAUGAGGAGGGUUGCUGCUGCAGCAGCUCUGGCGACAAAGUGGCAGAAGGUACUGAGAGUGCUGCAGGGACAGAGAAAGAGAGGAAACAGAUCACGACAUCCCCUGUUCCUGUGCGCCGCAACAAAAAAGAUGAGGAGCGGAGAGGGGAAUCCUCUAGACUGCCGCUGUACUCUUCCCAGGCGUUCAAGUUUUUCAUGGAGCAACACGUGGAGAAUAUUCUGAAGAACCAUCAGCAGCGGAUCCGUAGGAGAAAACAACUUGAGAGUGAAAUGCAGAGGGUGGGUCUGUCUUUAGAUGCGCAGGAACAGAUGCGCAUGAUGCUGUGUCAGAAAGAGUCCAACUACAUCCGGCUGAAACGAGCCAAGAUGGAUAAGUCGAUGUUCAAGCGGAUCAAGACGUUGGGUAUCGGAGCCUUCGGCGAGGUUUGCCUAGCCCGGAAAGAGGAUACCAGGGCGCUGUACGCCAUGAAGACGCUCCGCAAGAAGGACGUGCUGCUGAGAAACCAGGUGGCCCACGUCAAGGCCGAGAGGGACAUCCUGGCUGAGGCAGACAACGAGUGGGUGGUGCGUCUCUACUACUCGUUCCAAGACAAGGACAACCUGUACUUCGUCAUGGACUACAUCCCGGGCGGGGACAUGAUGAGCCUGCUGAUCAGGCUGGGCAUCUUCAAAGAGGAGCUGGCCCAGUUCUACAUUGCCGAGCUCACAUGUGCAGUGGAGAGCGUUCACAAGAUGGGCUUCAUCCACAGGGACAUUAAGCCCGACAAUAUCCUCAUCGACCGAGACGGACAUAUCAAGCUCACUGACUUUGGCCUCUGCACCGGCUUCCGCUGGACACAUGACUCGAAGUACUACCAAAGCGGGGACCAUGUCAGACAGGACAGUAUGGACUUCAGUAAAGAAUGGGAAGACCCAGCCAGCUGCCGCUGCGGGGACCGGCUCAAGCCUCUGGAGAGAAGGAAAGCAAGGCAGCACCAGCGCUGUUUGGCCCACUCCCUUGUUGGGACACCAAACUACAUCGCCCCGGAGGUGCUGCUCCGGACAGGGUACACCCAGCUGUGUGACUGGUGGAGCGUUGGCGUCAUCCUCUAUGAGAUGGUUGUUGGGCAGCCUCCGUUCUUAGCAACCACACCCCUUGAAACCCAGCUGAAGGUGAUAAACUGGCAGAGCACGCUGUACAUCCCCCCUCAAGCCAAGCUGAGCCCGGAGGCGUCGGAUCUCAUCGUCAAAUUGUGCCGCGGUCCCGAGGACAGACUCGGCAAAGACGGGGCGGACGAGAUAAAGGCCCAGCCUUUCUUCAAGACCAUCGACUUCUCCAGCGAUCUUCGGCAGCAGGUUGCACCAUACAUCCCCACCAUCGCCCACUGCACAGACACCUCCAACUUUGAUCCGGUGGACCCAGACAAACUGUGGAGCAGCGACAACGAGGGGGAGGGGAACCACAACGACACCCUCAACGGCUGGUUUCGCAAUGGCAAGCACCCCGAGCACGCCUUCUAUGAGUUCACGUUCCGCCGUUUCUUCGACGACAACGGCCACCCGUACAGCUGUCCCAAGCCGAUCGAGUAUGAAGGCUACAACGGGGAUGAGCCGGACUCGGAGGGCCCGGCACAGGAGGACGUGGAGCAGGAGGAGGGGGGGGGCGGUAGUCCCGGAGCAGUGGGGAGGGACUUGGUGUAUGUGUAG
Messenger RNA from Lampris incognitus (smalleye Pacific opah), 3613 nucleotides. RefSeq names its product large tumor suppressor kinase 1 (gene lats1). The transcript has 8 exons. Gene Ontology annotation, biological process: G1/S transition of mitotic cell cycle; hippo signaling; peptidyl-serine phosphorylation. The coding region runs from base 230 to 3613 and encodes 1127 amino acids. The record is from RefSeq and is a predicted model, not a curated record. Gene Ontology annotation, molecular function: ATP binding; protein serine/threonine kinase activity; protein binding. NCBI's taxonomy places the organism in Eukaryota, Metazoa, Chordata, Actinopteri, Lampriformes, Lampridae.